Lytechinus variegatus (green sea urchin) is the source of this 864-nucleotide messenger RNA. RefSeq lists its product as uncharacterized. Bases 1 to 864 code for a protein of 287 amino acids. NCBI's taxonomy places the organism in Eukaryota, Metazoa, Echinodermata, Echinoidea, Temnopleuroida, Toxopneustidae. The transcript has 5 exons. The record is from RefSeq and is a predicted model, not a curated record.
AUGGCAUAUGACAUCAGCAGUGGUGACGGCAUCGAUGACGUCACUCUGAUCAGCAACUACUCCUGCCAGUCAUUGGUCACUUUGGUCAGAUCAGCCGGCAGUAUCGAGCCAAGAUCACUUCAUGAUUCUUGGUCUGCACCUGCUGUACUUGGUCAGGAUUGUCACCAGUUCUUGAUGCCACCAGUAGUGAGCAGCAAGCUUGAGGACCAGCUACCAUCUACGUCCUAUCCAAGGGACGUAAGGGUGUCAGCCAAGAGCUUCCUGGCCUACCAUCGAUCAAUCAACGAUAAGGAGAGCGAUGUCGAAUCAGUUGUAUCUGACAUCGAGCAAGGGAACGAUGAUAAUGGCGAUGCUGACAUCGAAUCCAACGAUGAUCUCAUCACGGACUCGCUCACUAGUCUUGUGUAUUACGAUAGUGAAUGCGACUUGUACAUUGUUGACAAUGAAACCGAGAUCGACAGCAAGGAUGACGUCGCAGAUUCCAGUGACGAUGAGAAUAGCUCACUGACAGACCAGACACCAUUGAUGAUCAUGGAGUAUCAUCAUGUUGACGUCAUCGAUGAAACGAUCACGGAUGAAGAGGAUGAGAACACCUACAGCAUCUACUCCCCAUGUGGCUCAGAAAGGAAUUUUGAUGUCACCAGUGACGAUGGCAUAACGUCACAAAUUGUUGAGGUCGACGUCUUCAUUGGGAAGAUCCUGGCUGUCUUUGUGACCUUCCUAAUCUGGGCCUUCAUCCGUUCAUCGUUCUAUGGCAUCUACCAGCGCGGUGUCCAGUUCAUCCACGACCUCGUGACGGUGGAAGAGGAAAGAGCCGUGGUCGUGCAUGGGGAAACAGAAGAUCGCACUCCCCAAGAAAAAUAG